GCCAAGAAAUUUUAAAAUGUGACACGAUCGAUAGUCUCUUUCGACAAUUCUGAGAUAAAAGAAUUGUAACUAUAAGAAAUAAUGCAAUGUUUGUGUUUUAUUAUGUGAUAGCCCGUAUAUCACAGAGCAAGAAGACCCCAGUUGACCAAAGUUAGCAUUAAUCGAUGUCGAUGCAACACGCUCCUCAAAUGUGUCGAUCACAAAAGUCGCUCGCCAAGUAAACAUCUCACAUUACAACAGGAACGUUUUAUUUACGCGAUAAUAAAUACGCGGCCCUUCGCUUUUUCUGCGUUGAUAAGAUGUAUCACUGGUCCAACUAAUUAUCAUUUGCGUCAGAACGGUACUCUUAUUAUCAAUACGGCUGUAAAUAAACAGCGUAGAUUGACACACUUGACUUGCUCGCUGAGACGAGCAACAAGCUUAUGACAUCCCGUGCGAGAUUUAAUUUGAAUAUCGUUUUUUUUCUCGGAGCUUCAAUACCGCGAGUAUCGACUUUGAUAACGCAAAGCGAAUAGGGUAUAAAAGAAUUACAGAGAUAUUUAUAGACAUUAAUACUGACGGAACGUUAACAGUUCAUAUUGAUGAAAACGAUUGAUAUUUUCGAAAUGGGAAAUGAGAACGAAAUUCUUGCCAUGUACAAGCAUAAUUCUGUUACCGAGUGGUUGCAGAAAACAGGACAAGCCAUGGACUAUGUAAAUAAUGGUAGCGAAAGCCCAGUUUUUGGCAUCGAGGGUGGUAGUAGCGCUGCAGGCGCCAGCAAUAACUUGAGACUUGCAUCUCACGAGCUGCCAAAUGAGAUUUCAGCUCCCUAUGAAGUACCUCAAUUCCCGAUCGAACAGAUCGAGAAGAAGCUUCUGAUCCAACGACAAUUGACUGUCAAAGCUGCAAAAGAUCUUGAGGAACGUCGCAGUCAUUAUGAACCGUCUCUUCAUCCAGGAGUUCCUGAUGAUAUUGAUCAUAGUUUCAAAAUCGAAGAAAAUGAUUUCGUGCCUCAUUUUCAACGAGUCUCCAUAUCCGGCGAAGACACUUCCGGAGUACCUCUGGAAGAUCUUCAAAGAGCCUCCAAGAUGCUGGUGCAAGCAUUGGCGAUACGCGAAAAAUACAUGAACAACUCCAAGCAGAGCUUCCCUACUAUUACUUCUAGAUUCUUGCGUAGUAUCGAUAAAAGACCACUCACUACGGAUGAUGAAGUACAUCACGACGAUCGCAAGGCCAUCGAAGGGAAAGCGCUGCUGGAUAUUGCGAAAGAAAUCGGGGGCAGUCAAUCCGACGCGGACAUCGACGCGCUGAUCAAAGACAUCUCUUGGACAGGUCUUCCUAAUCACCCGGUACAUGCGCCUGCUUCUCGCGGCGAUCCUUGGGAAUGUGAAUUUCCACCGACGAAGAAUUACAAGAUCGUACCAGUCAAUGGCGUGUUCAACCUGUUCGCCAAUGAUGAGGACCUGGCCAAUGGCAAACCGCUCCCGUAUUCGUAUCCGGACCUGGCGGCCUUCGUCCAGGACAUGAACCUCCUCUGCGCCAUGAUCGCUGACGGACCCUUGAAAUCUUUCUGUUACCGAAGACUGAGUUAUCUGUCCUCUAAGUAUCAGCUGCAUGUGCUGCUAAACGAACUCAGGGAACUGGCGAGUCAGAAGGCCGUGCCGCAUAGGGACUUCUACAAUAUUAGAAAGGUCGAUACUCAUAUACAUGCGGCUUCGUGUAUGAAUCAAAAGCACCUGCUUAGAUUUAUCAAAAAAACGUUGAAGAAUCACGCUGAUGAAGUAGUUACUUGUUCCAAAAACGACGAAACUAUGACACUCCGCGAAGUCUUUCAAUCCAUGAAUUUGACUACUUACGAUCUAAGCGUCGACAUGUUGGACGUUCAUGCAGACAGAAACACGUUUCACAGAUUUGACAAGUUCAAUGCGAAGUACAAUCCUAUCGGCGAGAGCCGCUUACGUGAGGUUUUCCUCAAAACCGACAACUAUUUGAACGGCACAUAUUUUGCACGAAUAAUCAAGGAGGUCGCAAGCGACCUUGAGGAGUCUAAGUAUCAGAAUGCAGAAUUGCGUCUUUCGAUCUAUGGCAAGAGUCCAGAAGAAUGGGAUAAACUAGCUAAAUGGGCAAUUCAGAGCGACGUCUAUUCAGAUAAUGUGCGCUGGCUUAUACAGAUUCCUAGAUUAUAUGAUAUUUUCAAGCUGAACAAGCUUAUGACAAACUUCCAAGAGAUUAUCAACAAUAUCUUCCUGCCACUUUUUGAAGUGACCAACGAUCCCAAUUCUCAUCCGGAGCUGCAUAAAUUUCUCCAAUAUGUAAUAGGCUUCGAUUCCGUGGAUGAUGAAAGUAAGCCAGAAAAUCCUCUCUUCGAUAAGGAUGUUUGUCCACCUGCAGAAUGGGACGAUAUAGAGAAUCCACCAUACGGAUAUUAUCAAUACUACACUUACGCGAAUAUGACGGUUCUUAAUCACUUUAGAGCAGAACAAGGCUUCAAUACAUUUGUCUUGAGACCUCAUUGCGGUGAAGCAGGACCCGUUCAACAUCUCGUGUGUGGCUAUAUGAUGGCGGAGAACAUUUCGCAUGGUUUACUGCUCAGAAAAGUUCCUGUGCUUCAAUACUUAUAUUACCUAGCGCAAAUCGGCAUCGCGAUGUCGCCGCUCAGUAACAAUUCGCUUUUCCUUAAUUAUCAUCGUAAUCCUCUUCCAGAAUACCUUGCUAGAGGACUAUGUAUAAGCUUGUCUACAGAUGAUCCUCUACAGUUUCACUUUACUAAGGAACCGCUGAUGGAAGAAUAUAGUAUUGCUGCGCAAGUGUGGAAACUCAGUUCGUGUGACAUGUGCGAGCUAGCACGCAAUUCCGUUCUCAUGAGUGGCUUUCCACAUAAAAGUAAGCAGUACUGGUUGGGACCUAACUAUACAAAAGAGGGAGUCGCUGGUAACGAUAUUACUCGAACCAACGUACCAGACAUACGAGUGGCCUAUCGAUAUGAAACCUUAGUUGACGAACUGUCCAAUAUCUUCAAGGUCGUGGAGAAACCUGAGUCACUUCCAUUUUAAUAAUCGAUUAUUUGGAUUUUAUCAAAUCGAUGGAGAUCGAUUGAGGUGAAAUGAUAUUCAAAGAUUGACGAAUUAUGAUUAUUCAUAUGAUUUAUUCUUGUGAUUCCGGCUCUUUUAUCCGGCUAACUACAAAAUAUGUUUUUUGAAACAUUACGAGAAUUCGUAAGGAAAUUAUUUUCUUUUCUUAUAUAAUUACUGAUCUUUUUCUCUUCACACAUCAAGAAUAUAAAUCGAGGCUGAAACUUCGAACAACAUCGAUCAAAUUAUAUGUUAGAUGAAGUACAAUACCAAAUUAUCUAAAAUAUGUAUAUCUUGUAUCACAGAUUUUUCAACGUGAGAAUGUGCUUAAGAUCGAUAUCGCGUGACAAAAGUAUGCAAUUCUACUUUGACUAUAGAUAGAUGAAGGGCCAAAUGCGAUUUCGUGAGGCCAUUACAUUUCUAUAUUAAAUUAUGGAAUCAGUUUUUAAAUUGAUUCCAUAAUUUAUUAUGGAAAUCCGUAUUUGUUGCUUAAACAAAUUAUGAACUUUACGUAUGUAUCGUUCAUCUUUCAUCUUGCACCUUUUUUAAAGACUUCAAUCGCAAGAGUAAAUCAAUCAGAAAUUAUACAUAUACGUUGACCAAUUUAAUAGUAGUUGUUAGAAGAUAUUUCUUCUAUCAUUGCAAGAUUCGUAAUACACUUUAGUAUUGUAAUACAAACUAGGCUAGAAACGAAUAUUACGUUUAUUCACCUUGAUGUUAAGCUCGUGAUAAAAUAACUCCGUUUUUCACAUUUCGGCCGUGUACGGUGAUAACGGUAUAUCUUUCUUGGAUUUUAGUUUUAUUUUCUUACAUUUUUGUACAUUUAUAUCUUAAUGUAUAACGUUUGUUUCGGCGAGCAUUCAGAUAGCUGGCUCGUAUGCGGAUAGUUAACUCGUGCCAUUGUAUACCCUUCUUUCCACAAAUAGAUAGUGUAAAUAGGAAAUUACUUUGAUUAGAUGUAACUAAGAUAUUUUACGAGCUUUACAUGCGUGCCAAGGUAUGAUGCAACGAUAUAAAUAUAUUUCUCGUUAUUUUAACUUCAUGAUUCUUUUUAUCAUUUUUUGCAUCUGCCAUUUUCCGAGAAAACUCUCUGAACAACGAGCCUAAAGGAUUUAAAUUAAGCGAUAUACGAUCAUCUAUAACACUUGAACACUGUGCCCUGAAUAUCGAAUUUAAAUUAAAUUGUUACUAGAUAGAAAGAUAUAUAUUUAUUGUAAAAAAUAUAUAUACUAUAAAACGGAAAUAUAUACUUGCAUCGUUAAAACAGAAA
This is a messenger RNA of Acromyrmex echinatior (Panamanian leafcutter ant), 4320 nucleotides long. It is a transcript of the gene AMPdeam, whose product is annotated as AMP deaminase. Gene Ontology annotation, cellular component: cytosol. NCBI's taxonomy places the organism in Eukaryota, Metazoa, Arthropoda, Insecta, Hymenoptera, Formicidae. The record is from RefSeq and is a predicted model, not a curated record. Gene Ontology annotation, molecular function: AMP deaminase activity. Gene Ontology annotation, biological process: IMP salvage; AMP metabolic process.